UCCCAGCCCGUGCGCUGUUUGUCUGCCUCGCAGGGCUGGGUCCUCCUUGUUCACAGGUGAGUCACGCCCUGAAACACAGGCUCUCUUCCUGUCAGGACUGAGUCAGGUAGAAGAGUCGAUAAAACCACCUGAUCGAGGAAAAGGAAGGCACAGCGCAGCGCGGAGGACUCCCGGCCGGCGGCGAGGCGAGGCGCCGGGCAGCGACCCCCACCCGGCCAUGCCCGCGCUCUGGCUCCGCUGCUGCCUCUGCGUCUCGCUGCUCCUGCCUGCGGCCCGGGCCACCUCCAGGAGGGAAGUCUGCGAUUGCAAUGGGAAGUCCCGGCAGUGCAUCUUCGACCAGGAGCUUCAGCGACAGACGGGCAAUGGAUUCCGCUGCCUCAACUGCGAUGACAACACCGAUGGCGUCCACUGUGAGCGGUGCCGGGAAGGGUUCUACCGCCACAGAGGCAGAGAUCGCUGCCUGCCCUGCAACUGCAACCCCAAAGGUUCUCUUAGUGCCCGGUGUGACAGUUCAGGACGGUGCAGCUGUAAGCCAGGUGUGACAGGAGACAGAUGUGACCGGUGUCUGCCAGGCUUCCACACACUCACUGAUGCUGGGUGCACCCAAGACCAGAGGCAACGAGAUUCCAAGUGUGACUGUGAUCCUGCUGGCAUCGCGGGGCCCUGUGACGCCGGCCGCUGUGUCUGCAAGUCAUCUGUCACCGGAGACCGCUGUGACAGGUGUCGCCCAGGUUACUAUCAUCUGGAUGCAGGGAACCCUGAGGGCUGUACCCAGUGUUUUUGCUAUGGACACUCAGCCAAGUGCCGCAGCUCUGUGGACUACAGUGUCCAUAUGAUCACCUCCACCUUCCGUCAAGAUGUUGAUGGCUGGAAGGCUGUCCAAAGAAACGGGUCCCCCGCAAAGCUCCACUGGUCGCAGCGCCACAGGGACGUAUACAGCUCAGCCCGACGAUCCGACCCUGUCUAUUUUGUGGCUCCUGCCAAAUUUCUUGGAAAUCAGCAGGUGAGCUAUGGCCAAAGCCUGUCUUUCGACUACCGUGUGGACAGGGGAGGCAGACACCCGUCUGCCCACGAUGUCAUCCUGGAAGGUGCUGGUCUGCGGAUCAGCGCUCCCUUGAUGCCCCUCAGCAAGACGCUGCCUUGUGGAAUCACCAAGACUUACACAUUCAGGUUAAAUGAACAUCCGAGCAGUAAUUGGAGCCCCCAGCUGAGUUAUUUUGAGUAUCGAAGGUUAUUGCGGAACCUCACGGCUCUUCGGAUCCGAGCUACAUAUGGAGAGUACAGUACUGGGUAUAUGGACAACGUGACCCUGGUCUCAGCCCGCCCUGUCUCUGGAACCCCAGCACCCUGGGUUGAACACUGCAUAUGUCCUGCUGGGUACAAGGGACAGUUCUGCCAGGAUUGUGCUUCUGGCUACAAAAGAGAUUCAGCAAGACUGGGGCCUUUUGGCACCUGUGUUCCCUGUAACUGUCAAGGGGGAGGGGCCUGUGACCCAGACACCGGAGACUGUUAUUCAGGGGACGAGAAUCCUGACAUCGAAUGUGCCGACUGCCCCCUUGGAUUUUACAAUGAUCCCCACGACCCCCGCAGCUGCAAGCCAUGUCCCUGUCACAAUGGGUUCAGCUGCUCAGUGAUGCCUGAGACCGAGGAGGUGGUCUGCAACAACUGCCCCCCUGGGGUGACUGGUGCUCGCUGUGAACUCUGUGCUGAUGGCUACUUUGGGGACCCCUUUGGGGAGCGGGGCCCGGUGAGGCCUUGUCAGCCCUGUCAGUGCAACAACAACGUGGACCCCAGUGCCGCUGGGAACUGUGACCGGCUGACGGGCAGGUGUUUGAAGUGCAUUCACAACACGGCCGGAGUCAACUGCGACCAGUGCAAAGCUGGCUAUUUUGGGGACCCAUUGGCUCCCAACCCAGCAGACAAGUGUCGAGCUUGCAACUGCAACCCCAUGGGCUCAGAGCCUGUGGAGUGUCGAAGUGAUGGCAGCUGUAUUUGCAAGCCAGGAUUUGGUGGCCUCAACUGUGAGUACCAAGCAUUAGCCAGCUGUCCGGCUUGCUACAAUCAAGUGAAGACUCAGAUGGAUCAGUUUAUGCAGCAGCUCCAGAGCCUGGAGGCCCUGAUUUCCAAGGCUCAGGGUGGUGGUGGCACCAUACAUGGCACAGAGCUGGAAGGCAGGAUGCAGCAGGCUGAGCAGGCCCUUCAGGACAUCCUGAGAGAAGCCCAGAUCUCAGAAGGUGUUAGUAGGGCACUUAGUCGCCAGUUGGACAAGGUGAGGAACCAAGAGAACAGCUACCGCAAUCGCCUGGAUGACCUCAAGACCACAGCAGAACGGGUUCGGGCCCUGGGCAGUCAGUACCAGAACCGAGUGAAGGAUACCCUCAGGCUCGCCACCCAGAUGCGCCUGAGCCUGGAGGAAAGCGAAGCUUCCCUGAGCAACACCAACAUUCCUCCCUCAGAUCACUAUACGGGGUCCAGUGCCUUUAAAAGUCUGGCUCAGGAGGCCACAAGAUUGGCAGACAGCCAUGUUGAGUCGGCCAGGAACAUGGAGCAACUAGCAAGGGAAACGGAGGACUAUUCCAAACAAGCACUGUCAUUGGCCCACCAGGGUCCGCCGAGUGGAGGGGGCGGAAGUGGCAUCUCAGACAGCUCUGUGGUACAAGGACUUAUGGGAAGAUUGGAGAAAACCAGGUCCCUGGCCCAGCAGUUGUCAAGGGAGGCCACCCAAACUGACAUUGAAGCUGAUAGGUCUUAUCAGCAUAGUCUCCGCCUUCUGGAUUCAGUGUCUGGGCUUCAGAGAGUCGAUGAUGGGUCCUUUAAGGUGGAAGCAAAAAGGAUCAGACAAAAAGCUGAUUCUCUCUCAAGCCUGGUGACCAGGCAUAUGGAUGAGUUCAAGCGUGUGCAGAGCAAUCUGGGAAACUGGGAAAAAGAAACCCAGCAGCUCUUACAGAAUGGAAAAAAUGAGAGACAGAAAUCGGAUCAGCUGCUUUCCCGUGCCAACCUUGCUAAAAGCAGAGCCCAAGAAGCACUGAGUAUGGGCAAUGCCACUUUUUAUGAAGUUGAGAACAUCCUAAAGAACCUCAGAGAGUUUGACCUGCAGGUUGAAGACAGGAAAGCAGAAGCUGAAGAGGCCAUGCGGAGACUCUCCUACAUCAGCCAGAGAGUUGCAGAUGCCAGUGACAAGACCCAGCAAGCUGAAGCAGCCCUGGGGAGCGCCGCUGCUGAUGCCCAACGGGCAGAGAAGGCGGCGAGGGAGGCCCUGGAGAUCUCCAGCGAGAUAGAACAGGAGAUAGAGAGUCUGAACUUGGAAGCCAACGUGACAGCAGAUGGGGCUUUGGCCAUGGAAAAGGGACUGGCCACUCUAAAGAGCGAGAUGAGGGAGGUGGAAGGAGAGCUGGCCAGGAAGAAGCUGGAGUUUGACACGGACACGGAUGCGGUGCAGAUGGUGAUUACAGAAGCCCAGAGAGUUGAUACCAGAGCCAAGAAUGCAGGCAUUGCAAUCCAAGACACGCUCAACACACUGGACGACAUUCUACUCCUGAUAGACCAGCCUGAUGCUGUGGACGAAGAGCGGCUGUUCUUACUGGAGCAGGAGCUUUCCCAAGCCAAGACCCAGAUCAACAGCCAGCUGAGGCCCUUGAUGUCAGAGCUGGAGGAAAGGGCACGGCGACAGAGGGGCCACCUCCGUUUGCUGGAGACAAGCAUAGAGGGAAUUCUGGCUGAUGUGAAGAACCUGGAAAACAUCAGGGACAACCUGCCCCCAGGCUGCUACAAUACCCAGGCUCUCGAGCAACAGUGACCAACCGCCACAGAGGCUUCUCAGCUGAGGUUUUUGGGAGACAGACCUGAGCAUUGGGGAGCCUUCUCACGUGGGUGGGGUGGGAUGGGGAUAUUUGAACAUGUUCAAUGGAUGUGCUCAGGUCAGUUAAACCGGACCCCAUCCCUGAGACUGUGGCCAGGCAAAUGCUUUAUGGCACCAGUAUGGUACGCUCUGCUUCCUGAUACUGGGCAAUCAUCAGGCAGACAGCUCUGGGUCUGAGACCGAUCAAGGAUCUGGGCACCCGAGAGUAGACUGUUUGGAAGGAAAAACUGCACAGGCAGGUGUUUGCCUAGAAGAGUCAUAAACGGAGUCCUGGAGUCUGGACAAGUGCUGCUGGAUUAUACUCCUCUUAUCCUUCAAUUAGUGCCACCAAAGGAAACAUCUGUGACCUGGCCCAAGCAUCAACUCCUUCCUAAUGUGAGAGCGGAGAGUAAAAUCCUAUCACACUGUGACCACUACAGUACUGUUGCUUCAUGUCGUCCACCGUCAGCUUCUUGUUGACCAGAGAUCUUCCCACCUGCCCCCCAGCUCGUGAGCAGGGACUCCACUUUCAGGCUGGAAGAUUGGGCAGUGACGGAUUGAGGACCUAAAAGGCUGGCCCGUGUGGAGCAAUGGGGCCUACGGGUGACUUGCCACCCGCGUACUCUGCGCCUGGGAGUGAUACCUUUCUCCUAACGAUGCCGAGGCCUCUUAGAGACUAUUUUUAUUAAAGCAUUUCCUACCAGCAAAGCAAACAUUGGGAAGAUAUUUACUUUUGGAUCUCGGAGAAUAGAAAAUUAUCAUUUGGGCAUCGAAAGAGGUGAAAUUAUCUCCAAGUUCUAUUAGUCCUAAUUCAAGCCUACUUUUUAAACACUAGAAAUUAUACGCAUCUAUGUGUUUUGUUUUUCUUUCCCUAUAGCAGAGAAUGUUCCUACCUAUACUUGAGCUGGGUAGAAUCCAUCCUUCCAUCCAUCCUUCCAGCUUGUAUUUAUUGAGUCCCUACUCCUGUGUACAGGGUCGGGUGAUUCAGCUCUGACAUAGUCUCUGCCCCACAGAACUGAGUGUCUAGUGAGGAAGACAAAUGUUUAAAAAAGUUUAAACUUACAAACCUUGCUCAUCACGAGUGGUAUUUAUUGCAGACACCCCUUGGUUUGCAACCUCUUUUCUCAACAGAACAUGUUGCAAGACACUCCCGUGGGGCCACUUGAGUUUGAGCAAGCAGGAAUGCUCUGGAUUGUGCACAUCACUCCACAUUCCAGCUGUCCCUCCACCCCUUUCCACAGCUGAUGGCAGUGGACUGUUGAGUCAACACCAGUGGGAACUGCCCAAGGAACCAGAAGCACUUCCACCUCAACCCGGGAGACCUUCGCGCUGCCUCGCUUCCAUAUUUCCUGGGUUGUUUGUGGACUGUUUUAAAAUAAAGAAUGAUCAUUAGAUGCUUGGGGUCAUUUCUAAUUUUAUUAAACUCUAAGCCUGAGAGGGAAGAAACAAAACGAUGGAAAUAAAAAUAUCACCGACAUGUCACUGGGCCCUAGAGUUAGCAUCUUCAAGUCCUAUUUCCAAGUGUCUUAUUUGACCCUCCAACCACAAGUGCAUUCUGAAACUUAGUUGAUGCUGUAUCCUAAGCAUGGAGAUUUAUUUCUAGAACAAUGCAGUCUGGGUUGAGGGUGUAAGUGGUGUUCUUGUCAUCUUUCAUCCACUCUAAAAUAAAGGGAACUUAUUGUAGUUAGU
Sciurus carolinensis (gray squirrel) is the source of this 5527-nucleotide messenger RNA. RefSeq names its product laminin subunit gamma 2 (gene Lamc2). Gene Ontology annotation, molecular function: extracellular matrix structural constituent. Lineage: Eukaryota; Metazoa; Chordata; Mammalia; Rodentia; Sciuridae. The transcript is spliced from 23 exons. The record is from RefSeq and is a predicted model, not a curated record. The coding region runs from base 218 to 3796 and encodes 1192 amino acids.